AUGAGCUCUUACACCGGGAGCGUGCGUCGUUCGGAGAACGGCAGCUCCACGACUACGACCUACACUAUACCGAGCUCGAUUCGCAACACCUACGAUACCAAGGAGAUGACCUCGACCAUUCCGCUCACGAGCUUUUCGCCACCGUCGAAAGGCUACUUUACGCCGUCGAGCUCGCUGCCGCCAUCGCGCUCCGAGACAAUGGCGACAGCGACGGCAAACGCCCCGUCAGUGGGGCCCACCCGCGGCAGGAGGCGAGAGUCGCUGACGGGCCAGAUGAGGCGGAAAGCGUCGGUGACGACCGCUGCCGCAGGCGGUGGUGCGUCGGGCCUCAGCAUCACCCGUGGCCAAGCGCCCGGCUCGCCCAACGGGCAGCCCAUUCCGCGUCCGCUGCGUUCGCCGGGGAUGAUGCCGUCCGACAUGGCGGGCCUUUCGGCCUCGUUUGGCGCUGCCGGUGAGGCGCUCUCGCUGUCGUCCUCGGUCACUUCGAACGCGACAAUCGGACCCUUUUCGCAGUCGCUCUCCAACUCCAACGGCCCCGGCCUCAAAAAGGAGCCGCGCUCGCUCGGUCACAGCCACUUCGGCAAGGAAUGCUUCGGACCGAGCAGCACCGACCUGACGAACAACCCCCCGAGCUCCUCGAUGCUCAGCCCGUCGUCGAGCGGACCGAUCGAUGCGACCCGCGGCAACGGCAGGGACAGGCGGAACUCGGCGAGCUCGACCGGGACCAUGCAGGAAGAGGACGAUGGCGCCAAGGAAGCGGCCGCCUCGGCGCCCCAGGGCCACCAGCAACUGCACAAGUGCGAAAGCUGUGCCAAAGUCUAUCGCCACCCGAGUUGCCUGGUCAAGCACCGCUGGGAGCACACCGUGUACUGGAAGGAAGCCUCGAAAUUCCUCAUGAGCAAGCACCAGCAGGUGCAGCUGCUCGAGGCCGCGGCGAUCCUGGUGGGCAUGGACUCCAACGCCCGGUCGCUGCCCGAGGAAAAGGCGCUGUGGCCGGCGGCCGUCAGCCCGCCGCUGUCUGGCCUGCUCGGCUCGGACCAGAUCAACUUUGACACGCUCAUGGCCGCCAAGCGACGCAACGCCACCGCCACACCCUCGCCUGCUCGCGGCCCGACGCCCGGCCUGGUGCCCAACGACAGCAGCGACGGCAGCACCAGCAGCGCCUACGACGCCUCGCACCGCAGUGGCACGCUCAGCCCGCUCAGCGGGCUCGGCCAGCUCCGCCUCGGCGGCAACGAGACCAUGUCUCGCAGCGAAAGCUACGGCCGGCACGGCGGCAAGCCCGACACCGACGUCCGACGGUUCCGACUCGACGAUGCCGAAAACUCGCACAGCAGCGGCAGUGACCAGGCCGACCGGUCCGGAUCUGCCGAGAUGGACGACGACGACGACGAGGGCAAGCACGCCGCCGACGACGAGCGCGACCGCGACCGCGACCAGGAGCGGUACGGUAUGGACGCCGGCGGCGACGUCAUGGCCGAGAUGGAAAUGGACGACGUCGUCUGA
Pseudozyma flocculosa PF-1 is the source of this 1506-nucleotide messenger RNA. RefSeq lists its product as uncharacterized. The transcript is spliced from 2 exons. Lineage: Eukaryota; Fungi; Basidiomycota; Ustilaginomycetes; Ustilaginales; Ustilaginaceae. The coding region runs from base 1 to 1506 and encodes 501 amino acids. The record is from RefSeq and is a predicted model, not a curated record.